Paramuricea clavata is the source of this 849-nucleotide messenger RNA. Lineage: Eukaryota; Metazoa; Cnidaria; Anthozoa; Malacalcyonacea; Plexauridae. The record is from the annotation of a GenBank genome assembly.
AUGUGGUAUGGACAGUGUGGAAUAAACCCUUUCGCAAACAAACCUAUUAACUGUUUAUACAACGGACCAGCAAAGCCAGUCGCCGACCGAGAAUCUCAUGAAAUCUUAGCGCAAUUAUGCCCGGAAUUAUCACGGCUGUCCAAUAGCAAAGUGUGCUGCGAUCAUGAUCAACUUGUCAACUUACAAUCUGGUAUGCAAAGCGCCCGGCAAAUGAUGGCCCGCUGUCCCAGUUGUUGGAAAAAUUUUCGAGAGUUGUACUGUCGUUUGACAUGUAGUCCUAACAAUUCAAUGUUUAUAGACCCCACAAGACUGAGUGCUGAUAAAAAAUCCGUAGUAGCUAUAGAUUAUUAUGUCGAUAUAGCGUUCAGAGAUGGAUUGUACAACUCGUGUAAAAAUGUUGCAUUUCCGGAUGGUCAUCAGAAAAUCAUGAAUUUCAUGUGUGGUACUACGGUUGGAAAAUGUACCCCAUUAAAAUUCCUAAAUUACCUAGGAAAUCCUGUCGCCAACGGAGAAUCUCCGUUCUCAAUUAGUUACCCAGACAAGGCGAAGCGUGGUAUUAAGUCAAUGAAUGCGACCAUAACAUCAUGCAAUGAAUCGUUCUUUGACCCCUUGAGCAAGUCGACAAUGGAGGCAUGUGAUUGUCGGGACUGCAUCGAGUCGUGCAAGCAUCCUUUCCCGAUAAAGUUGCAAGAGUAUUUGGCGGCAAAGGUUAUUUUUUCACUCAAACCUAGUAGUGAGUUAAAUCGACGAACAUGUUAUAAAAAUUUCUUUUCGAGAAAUUGUAAACUUACUGGCACUAUAUUGCGAGUGCGCAUACUGCAAAAGGUACGUAAUUAUCCAACGUGUUAA